Messenger RNA from Penicillium brevicompactum, 1599 nucleotides. Its product is annotated as pH-signaling protein PalC. The transcript is spliced from 2 exons. Lineage: Eukaryota; Fungi; Ascomycota; Eurotiomycetes; Eurotiales; Aspergillaceae. Bases 1 to 1599 code for a protein of 532 amino acids. Gene Ontology annotation, biological process: cellular response to pH. Gene Ontology annotation, cellular component: plasma membrane. The record is from RefSeq and is a predicted model, not a curated record.
AUGGUAUACGCGUUUACCCUCCCAACUACAUCGCCUCUUUCAUUUCAGUCAUUCAUCGCAUCGCCUACUCAUCCCUCCCUUCCCCAAUCAGCUUCAACAACUCGUCAUGCUCUCCGUCUCGCUCUCAAGGCCCACAAACGCUUGCCCCGCGGCCCGCGCCAGGACGCGCACCUCCCCGCGGUUCUGUCUGCCCUGAACGAAUAUCUACCGUACCUGUUCGCGAUUUCAAAGAGUUUACGCGACCGCCAGGCUCCAGACGAAUACUCGUCUGACUACCAGAAUGUCGGCGCUCUCGGGUCCGGUCUCCGCACGGGUGAUAUUGAGAUCAUCCUGCGUGCGGAGAUUGAAUCCGCUUGGAGACCAACGCUCUCAUCGUCCAGUGCCUUCAACAUAGGAGCUGGCAAAAAUAACGCAGGAGGAAAGGGGACGAAAACGCAUAAUGGGCGAGUAUGUGGCCAAGGCAUCCACUUCGAAUUAGCAUUCACCCUGACAACUCUGGGUUAUGUCCUGAGUAGACUGGCGCGCGCUGGGGUUGUCGCCGCGCUUUAUGCAACCACACCUCCAUCACCAGAAGAGCGCACAGCCGCUGUGCAGACUGCAACGCGGUAUCUCCUACAGGCUAGCGCGGUGCAUAAUCUACUGGCCUCGUCGCCCACUUUCGCGGCGAACGCGGUCUCUGCGGUACCGGAUAUUGACGUCGGCACGCAGUCUGCCCUUGCAUCGCUUGCAUUGGCCGAGGCAACCCUGUUAGCCGUUCUCAAGGAUGAUGCAUAUGUUGCAGCGUGUAUUCAGUCACGUAAUCCUAAUGAUAAGGAGUGGAUGGUUCGCGCACCCGAAAUCCCGAAGGUUCGUGCACUUCUGUUCGCAAGACUCUGCGUUCGCGCCGCAGAAUAUUCUGAACAAGCUGCUGCGGGUCUCGGUGCUGUCGGUGCUGCAUCUACCAGCGCAGGCCGCGUUGGUGAGGAUGUCAUCCGCUACACCGGAGUCUUGGGUCGCGUUGCGCGCGCUCGUGCCUGUCGCUUCUUUGGUAUAGACGCCGAGCUAUCAGGAAAGGUUGGUGAUGGCAUUGCAUGGCUGCGGGCUGCACGCACACCUCUUGGGCUUCGUGGGGGCUCAUCCCAGGAUGACGGGUCUGCUUCGGGAGGGUCGGCAAAAGGCGGACUCUCUCGUUUGAAACGUGAAUGGACUGAGCGGCGUGAGGAGCGCCGAGUAGCGAAAGAUGCUGGCACCAGUGGCGAUAAGAGUCCCUUGGACGCAGGAGACGAUGCAGGUCGCGGGGAAGAGGGACAAGUCAUCGCCAUGCUCGAGGCCAAAUGGGUGAAAAUGAAUGAUACCAUAAAUACGCAGCUCAUUUCCCCCUCUGCGCCAUUGCUUUCUAAUCUGCCUUCUGGCCGAGAUAUACACUCACCACCAGCGCCAUACCAGCCCCCAUCUCUAGAUGACGAUCAGAUCAUGCGAAUGCGUGCUUCGCCAGAUGAAAGGGAAGAUGUCAGCUUCGGGAACGAUGACGACAGCGAAGAAGAGGCAGGUCUGAGUGCAGUGCGACCACCGGGUGGAUUCCCGGACCGCAGUGCCACAGCUUCAAGUGUCUAUUACUGA